AUGGGCAGCGAAAUCGAAGAGCUCAAGCAGUUGGUUCAGCAGCUUCAAAAAGAGGUUUCCCUGGUGAAGUCCGAGGUUAAUCGACCAAUAGCUCAGGAGGACGUCAGGAAGCUCCAGUACACCUACGGCUACUAUCUUGACAAAUGCCUGUACCGGGAGGUCGCUGACCUCUUCGCCGACCAUCCCGACACUUGCGUAGAGUUCCUCGGUGGCCGCUACAAUGGCAAGGAGGGCGUGGAGCGGCUGUACAUCGGCCGCUUUUCGAAAGCCUUCGUGAACGGCCGCAAUGGACCAGUGCACGGCUUCCUCCUCGACCAUCCUCAGAUUCAGGGCAUCGUAGACAUUACUCCCGACGGCACCCGCGCCAAAGGCCGCUUCCGUAGCAUGAUGUCCGCCGGCACGCACGAGAGCAUCAAGGACACGCACCCCCGUGGGCUAGUGCAAUGGUGGGAAGGAGGGGUAUACGAGAACGAGUACAUCAAACAAGAUGGUAUAUGGAAGAUCUUCAGGCUGAGGUACUUCCCGUUCUGGCACGGCACAUUCGAGAAGGGCUGGUCGCAUACCAAGCCGAACUACGUGCCUUUUAUGUCGAAGACAUAUCCCGAAGACCCUGCAGGGCCGAAUGAGCUGUGCGAGAACCCCAUGCUCUGGCCAGACACUCGCGUCGUCCCUUUCCACUACGCACAUCCCAUAACCGGGAAGCAGGUGGCAGAAGACGAUCUGAGGGCGCCUCCAUACGGCGAAGAUCCAAAAUCGAGUACGCCGGCUUUAGUCUUGAGCACGCCAAAGUCCGAGCAGUAG
Molecule: messenger RNA, 801 nt
Organism: Didymosphaeria variabile
Lineage: Eukaryota; Fungi; Ascomycota; Dothideomycetes; Pleosporales; Didymosphaeriaceae
Exons: 3
Coding region: 1-801 (266 amino acids)
Source: RefSeq, a predicted model, not a curated record